Arabidopsis thaliana (thale cress) is the source of this 1641-nucleotide messenger RNA. RefSeq names its product HXXXD-type acyl-transferase family protein. The transcript has 2 exons. The record is from RefSeq and is marked reviewed. Lineage: Eukaryota; Viridiplantae; Streptophyta; Magnoliopsida; Brassicales; Brassicaceae. Bases 149 to 1435 code for a protein of 428 amino acids.
UUAUAGUCCACUUCAAAGCGAAGCUGUCCCAUAGAUAAGACUUCACCAAUAUCUCACACAAUAUAUAAGUAUAGCAGUCUUCUACCACCAGAAAUGUCACACAACUCCUAAGCCAAUCUUUUCUUUAAUCAAGUCAAUCUUUUCUUCAAUGGCUUUUUCAUUAACCAGAGUAAACCGAGUUCUUAUUCAAGCAUGUGAAACGACCCCAUCAGUAGUGUUGGAUCUGUCCUUAAUCGAUAAUAUUCCGGUUCUACGAUGUUUCGCUAGAACAAUACAUGUGUUUACUCAUGGACCUGAUGCAGCUAGAGCCAUACAAGAGGCAUUGGCUAAAGCACUUGUCUCUUACUAUCCCUUGUCCGGUAGAUUGAAAGAGUUAAACCAAGGUAAACUUCAGAUCGAUUGUACCGGGAAAACUGGAAUUUGGUUCGUUGAUGCGGUUACUGAUGUUAAGCUAGAGAGUGUUGGUUAUUUCGACAAUCUAAUGGAAAUACCUUACGAUGAUCUCCUUCCUGAUCAAAUCCCUAAAGAUGAUGAUGCAGAACCGCUUGUCCAAAUGCAGGUGACCCAAUUCUCUUGCGGCGGUUUCGUAAUGGGCCUUAGAUUUUGCCACGCAAUUUGUGACGGCCUUGGAGCGGCCCAAUUCCUUACCGCGGUCGGAGAAAUCGCCUGCGGCCAAACGAAUCUCGGCGUCUCUCCCGUCUGGCAUAGAGAUUUCAUUCCACAGCAGCACCGUGCGAAUGAUGUCAUAUCUCCGGCAAUCCCUCCGCCGUUUCCACCGGCGUUUCCAGAAUACAAGCUAGAGCACUUAAGCUUUGAUAUCCCAUCAGAUUUGAUCGAACGGUUCAAACGUGAGUUUCGUGCGUCGACCGGAGAGAUUUGUUCAGCCUUCGAGGUCAUCGCCGCUUGUUUCUGGAAACUUCGUACGGAAGCGAUAAAUCUGAGAGAGGAUACAGAAGUGAAGCUCGUAUUCUUCGCUAACUGUCGUCAUCUUGUUAAUCCGCCGCUCCCGAUUGGUUUCUACGGCAACUGCUUCUUCCCGGUGAAAAUCUCCGCCGAAAGCCACGAAAUCUCGAAGGAGAAAUCAGUGUUCGAUGUGGUGAAAUUGAUCAAACAAGCGAAAACGAAGCUACCGGAGGAAUUUGAAAAGUUCGUCAGCGGCGACGGAGACGAUCCGUUUGCGCCGGCGGUGGGAUAUAAUACGCUGUUUUUAUCGGAGUGGGGAAAAUUAGGAUUCAAUCAGGUGGAUUAUGGAUGGGGUCCACCAUUACACGUGGCACCAAUCCAAGGGUUGAGUAUUGUCCCUGCUGGCAUCGUAGGAUCUGUGCCGUUGCCGAAGAAAGGUGUACGUUUGAUGACGUGGUGCGUCGAGGAGACUCAUUGCCAAUUGUUCGAUGAUUUGAUGACAAAUAAAUUGACAUCUAACAAAACCGAAUAAUCACUAAUCCAGUUUAUUAAAAUAUUGUAUAGUGGAAUUUGGGAAAACGAGUAAGAAAAUUCAUUGGCUGCUUGAAAGUUGAUUCGUUACGUACUGAAGUGUAAUGUGCACAUAAUAAUAAUAAUAAAAAUUGUAAAGAAAAAGUUAUGAGUCAUUCAUUUGCCAGCUAAAACAAAUGCAAGUUGCAUAUAAGAAAAUCAAUCUGA